Meloidogyne enterolobii is the source of this 682-nucleotide messenger RNA. The record is from the annotation of a GenBank genome assembly. NCBI's taxonomy places the organism in Eukaryota, Metazoa, Nematoda, Chromadorea, Rhabditida, Meloidogynidae.
UUUUUUAGUCAAACAAAAAUGUGUUUUGGACAAAUUCGUUUUGGUGUACUUCCAGCGGCUAAACGAGGAUAUUUGCAAAUAAAUGGUCAACACAAACCUUUUAUUUUCACUCCCGGAUUGAAUAAUUGCUCAAUUGAAUUUAGAAAGUAUGAAAGCACUUCUACGGGUCAAGACAGUAAAUACAACUGGACGCCAACAGAAAAAGAUCGUCGCAAACUUGUUCGUUAUGGUUUCUUCAAAUCAAUAAAUGAUAUUCCUGAAGAAUUGCCACCGUCUUUCUACAAACGUUAUCACAACAGAACUCGAUUUAUUAUGGUUGGCAUAUUUUCCUUAGUUUUUACAAUUAUUGUGUUUGGUGGACAUUUUGUUACUUCAAGUUAUUUAAACAAAGUUGAACAGAAACGUGAGUCUUUUCUUGCCUAUAAAAAAUCUGAAAGAGAAGCAGCUUCUCAAAAAUGAUGCUUUAUUAGAAUUAUGCCUUGUGUAUUUUUAGACAACAAAAAAUUUUUUGGGAUUUUUUUCCUUUGCUCUCUUCCACAAGUUUUUUUUCAUUUUUAGAGUUUUUGAAGAAUUUAAAAAAUAAUUUCCCCGAGCGGAUUCGAACCUACGCCCCUUUUCCCGUAUACUCAAAACUUGCGGACUUUUGGAAAGAACAAAGGAAAGAAGGCCCAAUCUUUCUUUU